Messenger RNA from Globicephala melas (long-finned pilot whale), 2051 nucleotides. It is a transcript of the gene SLAMF8, whose product is annotated as SLAM family member 8. The record is from RefSeq and is a predicted model, not a curated record. Gene Ontology annotation, molecular function: signaling receptor activity. Lineage: Eukaryota; Metazoa; Chordata; Mammalia; Artiodactyla; Delphinidae. Gene Ontology annotation, biological process: leukocyte chemotaxis involved in inflammatory response; regulation of B cell differentiation.
CAGAAGGAUGAACUGAACAAGUACAACGCGCGGAAGUGUGGAGUUGGCAGUUCUGAGAAGAGGCAGUCCUGGCUUGGCGUGGCUGGAGAGCGGAAUGGACGUGGGACGGCAGGCUGGAGUUGGACUUAGGAGAACCUUGGCGUCCUGUUCUGAGUCAACAUUCCUCCUUCUAACCAUGGGACUUUCCAGAAGGACCACAGCUCCUUCCAUGCAUCCACUUGACCUGGGAUGUCCUGGAUUUGGCUGUCGAGCGACUUUGCCUGCCUCUCCAGAGUAUGGCCGUGUGGUCCCUGUGGAGUCUGCUUCUCUGGGAAGCACUACUUCCCUUCAUUGUAACCGGUGCCCAAGUUCAGGGCCAGGUGGGGGGCUCCGCGCUGCUGGUGGCAGAGCGCCCUCCCGGCUUCCAAAUCCGAGAGGCCAUCUGGAGAUCCCUCUGGCCUUCAGAGGAGCUCCUGGCCACGUUCUUCCGGGGGUCUCUGGAGACGCUGUACCACUCCCGCUUCCUGGGCCGAGCCCAGCUGCACAGCAACCUCAGCUUGGAGCUGCGGCCACUGAAGUCUGGAGACAGCGGCAACUUCUCCGUGCUGCUGGUGGACAAGGAAGGUCGAGCCUGGACCCAGACCCUGCAGCUCAAGGUGUAUGGUGCAGUGCCCAGGCCCGUGGUGCAAGUGUUCACUGCUGUAUCAGGGGAUGCUCAGCCCCCCAAGACCUGCCAAGUGUUCCUGUCCUGUUGGGCUCCCAACAUCAGCGACAUAACCUAUAGCUGGCGACGGGAGGGAACCAUUGACCUUGAUAUCAAGCCAGGCGGCCUCUUCAUGGACGGACAGGUGCUGAGUGUGUCACUGGGACCAGGUGACAAAGGUGUGGCCUAUUCCUGCAUUGUCUCAAACCCUGUCAGCUGGGACUUGGCCACAGUCACCCCCUGGGAGAGCUGCCAUCACCAGGCAGCUCCAGGGAUGGCCUCCUACAAAGAUGUGCUACUGGUGGUGGUGCCUGUCUUGCUGCUUGUGAUCCUGGCUGGUCUCUCUGCCUGGCACUGGGGCCCCUGCUCAGCUCCUGAAAGAACUACCCCAGCUGACCUGGGCUUCGUGGACAUGUCCAUCCUAGGCUGUCUGGCUGGUCCCAGGAUGGAGAAAGUGGGUCAGCAAGGAGAAGGAGGCAUAAGACUUCAGUGGAUGUGUCCUAAAAGGCAAGAGUCUUGGCGCAGCCACUGAGCAUGCAGCUGGGCUGGCUGGCUGGCUCCUGUAUGUUCUUUCCACAGGCAAGGGAGGGAAGAGGGAGCAGCAGGGGUCACACUCCACCUAGGGCCCUGUCUGCUCCUGAGAGGGUCUGACCUGGCCCUUUGCCUCAGACAGCCCCCAGGAUUUGUGGUAAGAAGGUGGAAGCCAGGAAGCAAGCAGCUUUUUGUUUUAACAGCUUUAUUGGACUAUACUGCACAUACCGUGUAAUUCAUGCAUUUCAAGUGUAAGACUCAAUGGCUUUUAUUACAGUCACAGAGUUGUUCAUCCCUCGCCACACUCAAUUUGAGAACAUCCUCUUUACCCCUAAAGGAAAUUCCCAAGCCCCUUAGCCAUCACUCCCUAGUGCCCCUUUCCCUUCCAGCCCCAGGCAACCACUAAUCUCCUUUCUGUCCCUAGACUGUCUCUUCUGGACAGUCUAUCCUGUAAAUGGAGUCAUGCACUGUGUGAUCCUUUGUGACUGACUUCUUUCACUUCGCCUAAUGUUUUCAAGGCUCAGAAAAGAGCAGCUUUGGACACUGAGAAGGGUAGAGAGAAUCCAACUACCGGGGAUAGUGGAAAGGCUCUACCCAGGGCAUCUGGAGGCUGACCCUUGGCUCUGACACGUGGCUUCUGCCUAGUCAUUUAACUGGGUCCAUCCCAGCUCUAAGUUUCUAUACCUUCUACAGCUAAAUGCGUGCCUUAAUUGCAGAGAAAGUCUAGACAUUAGGAAGAACUUCCUGUCCUUGAAGCAUCUCCUUUUCCAGGGUCUUGGAAAACCAGGAGAGCUAUUCCUUGCCUGAGGUGAUCUUGAACUAGGACCAUCAGGAUUCA